UGGUUUCUGUGAGACCCAGGAUAUAUCUUUAGAACUGUCUUCAGCAACGUAACGCGUCGUACAGCAAGACGACUGAGAAGUAUCCUGCCGAAGAUUGAGUCUGGUCCAAUAGAGAACUUCAUAACUGCUGCAAUCUUCAUAGAGAAGCAUAGAAAGUGUCCUGCAGAAGUAUUUUCAGGACUGCUCUUUGAGAUUUUAAAUGUCAGUGAUGUCGAAUGCCACUAUUGAUGGAGUUGACAGCUUUGAUCUACAUGAAUUCUUUGACUACACUGACUACUUCUACUACAGUUAUAACUUCAGUGAAACUGAAACUGUUCUUUGUGCUCCUGAAGACCAUGAGAACAAUCUCCUCUCUGCACUCUAUUGCCUGUUUUUUGUGGUGGGCUUCAUUGGAAAUGCACUGGUGGUGUGGGUCAUCACGGUGGGCACUCAGAUGAAAAGCAUGACCGAUGUGUGCCUUCUGAACCUGGCUCUGGCUGACCUUCUCCUGGUCCUGUCUCUUCCUUUUCUGGCCUAUGAAUUUAACUAUGGCUGGAUAUUUGGUGAAGACAUGUGCUCUCUGGUUCUUGGCAUCUACUUUAUUGGGUUCUAUGGUGGGAUCUUCUUUAUUGUGCUGAUGAGCAUCGACAGGUACUUGGCUGUGGUCCAUGCCAUACUUGCCUUAAGGGUCCGAACUAAGACCCGUGGGAUUGUGGCCAGCCUGGUAAUCUGGGUCUUAGCUGUUGCUGCAUCUUUCCCAGAGCUGUUGCACAUUAGAACCAUGCAGUCUACUAAGGUAACAAGAUGUAAUGCAUAUCCAAGAGAGAUGUUGGUAGCCAUUGCGAGCAUAAAAAUGAACAUUGUGGGUCUGCUGGUUCCACUGAUCAUUGUCGGGUUCUGCUAUUCGAUGAUACUGCGGAAGCUCUACGGCUGUCACUCGUCCAAGAAACACUCCAUGCGCCUUAUUGUCGUGGUCAUGGUGGUCUUCUUCUGCUGCUGGACGCCACAUAACAUUGCAGUAUUCAUAAGAGGCCUGCUAAUAAUGGAUGUAAUACCUAAAAAUUGUUUGUUUCUAAAACAGAUCUUGCUGACUGUAGAGAUCACUGAGGCAGUGGCAGUCUCUCACAGCUGCCUGAAUCCCUUCCUCUACGUGUUUGUUGGAGGGAAGUUUAGGAGGCAUCUUCUCAGGCUCUUCAGAGAACGUCGGUAUAUCUGUUGUAAAUAAAGAGUCACCUGACCCAGACUUCAGGAUUGGUCUAUUCUUAGGGCAUUUUCACACCAGCUAUUAAUGAAAAAAUAUAUAGAUUAGGAUUAAGUGCCUCUCUAAGAGAAGAAUAAGUGGAAAAAACACAUAUUUUGGCAAUAUGUCAAACACUAUAUUGCUAAAAGAAUUUGUUCACCCAUACAAAUAAUUCAGACUGGAAUGUCAGAAUGAUGAAUAAUAAAGUCAGACUGGAACUCAAUGUCAAGUAACUCGAACUGUUCCAGCAACUCCUUUAACUUAAAAAGAGCCUUAGCCAACUACAGGCAGUUUACGGCACUCAAUAACUCAAAAAAAAACAAAAAAAAAACAAACAAUUUGAUCUCCUUCUUAAUUGAUUUAUUGAAGAAUUUAUUGACAUUAGGUUUAUGGGGUUUAUGAUUAGGUUAAAAUACCUUAAUAGUAAAAUAGUAAAGUAUUCUGUUUUCAUUUGAUCAAUGAUAUUCCCUAUUUUUACUAGUUUACUUUUGUGUAUGCUUUUAAUGUUCAUUCAUUUCAUUCAUUCAACUAUUUUAUUUUAAUUAC
This is a messenger RNA of Astyanax mexicanus (Mexican tetra), 1765 nucleotides long. RefSeq names its product C-C chemokine receptor type 4-like. The coding region runs from base 200 to 1204 and encodes 334 amino acids. Gene Ontology annotation, cellular component: membrane. Lineage: Eukaryota; Metazoa; Chordata; Actinopteri; Characiformes; Acestrorhamphidae. The transcript has 4 exons. Gene Ontology annotation, molecular function: chemokine receptor activity. Gene Ontology annotation, biological process: immune response; chemotaxis; G protein-coupled receptor signaling pathway. The record is from RefSeq and is a predicted model, not a curated record.